Messenger RNA from Python bivittatus (Burmese python), 5917 nucleotides. RefSeq names its product NACHT, LRR and PYD domains-containing protein 3-like. The record is from RefSeq and is a predicted model, not a curated record. Lineage: Eukaryota; Metazoa; Chordata; Lepidosauria; Squamata; Pythonidae. Gene Ontology annotation, cellular component: cytoplasm.
GUGACUUGGGUUCCGAGAGUGCCUCUCUAUUGCUGUACAGAAUAAACAGGUUGCAAUUUCACGACUUGUGUGUGAUUUUGGCUCUUGCACCAGGUGAACGAUCCAGCAUUUCCCUGGGCAAACCCACAGCCUGGCCUACACAGCUAGUAAGAAAGCGCACGGCUUAAGGGUUUCGUUUUCGUUCUUGGCUGCCAGGCAGACGCCGUGACCUGCAAGGUGGAUCCGGAAAUGUGACUUGUUUUGCACAGGUUCGCUUUCCUUCGGCUGCCAUCCCGGUCCGGUGAGGCACUUGGAGCUGGCAAAGCCCGCCUUGCAGCUGCAGCUGGGCUCAACUGCUGCGCCGUUGCUGCCCCGGAUGCGUGGCUCUGCGGACGCCGGGUGGGGCCGGCCUAGGUCCUUUCGGGAGGGGAGCGGCGUUUCGCUGAAACGCAUUUCGGAUAAAACCCGCGAGCGGGGUGCAGAGGGCGGCGGCGGCGGCUACUCCCUCUAUUGAAAAUGCCUGAUGGCGGCCAGCGCGGGAGGGAAGGGGGAGACCCGCUUCUCGCCGUUGGGGAGGGUCUGGCGGCGGGGUAGCCCUUGCCGAGGCGCUUUCGAUGCAGCGGUUCAGGGGCGGAUCUGCUAAUACACCCAGCUGCAAAGCCACAACGUGCCUCUAUAGCAGUCUCCUAUGUUUGUACUAUGUGUUUACUAGCAUUCUUAUGGCAAAGUUGGCUGGGGUGAAGACAGGAAUUGCAUUCCAACCGAUUUGCAAGGUCUGGGCUGCCCAGUCUUGUUUUGCAACUUGUGGAAAAGUGGACUUUUAGUUAGUCAAGAUAGGAGCUUCCUUUACCUGGUCGUCCUACAACUGUUUCAGUUGAAAAGUUUGCAAGGCUGCUGUUGCUAACAAAUAGAGAAGUCGGAUGCUAGUUAUCAUUUCCACAAAUCUGCUUAUAAUAAAUGGAAACAUGCCAUUGACAAAACAGCUUUGAGUAAAAUGGUAGUUAAAAAAUAAUUGUAGUUAGAAACUUGACUGACGCUUCUAAUCCUCAGACAUAAAAGGACGGUAAGAUUGCAUGUGAAGGGAUAUAGCUACAGUGACCAUAUUUUCUUGGAAAAAAUAAAGGACAAACCUGAAAAAGGGGGAAAUCUGAAAGAUAGGCCAGUGAAGGAGGCAUUGCAGUGCCGCUAGAUAUUUUAUAGAGGGAAGGUAAAUACCCAUACAUAGAUCCUUGGCACGGCUGAAGUUAACUUCAGUAUUUUUAAUUCCAAAAUCUGGUUUAUGGUUAAUUUCCCUUGUAUUGCCCAUUCUCAGACCCCCAAAAUUGUAUCUGACUUAAUCUGGAACUGUUCAAGUUACACCAGCUCUUUGACUUCCUGGACCAUAUUGGCUCCUGCAUGUUUGUACCAGGUAUAACACACUCUUUUUACCUGGUGAGCAAACAUCUGGUAGGAAUCAGGUGCCUUCUGCUGUAGAGACCAGAAGCACCUUCUGGCAUUUUCUGGUGCCAGUUGUAGCUGGAUUUCACCAUGGUUUUGAAUAGUGCAUAGCUGCUGUACUGCUCCAAACCAUUCUGUAUGCCUGGUUAAAUGUGGUCUCAGCCUGAAUUCCCAGCUUCUGCUCUUGUUUUAAAAAGACAAUACUGCCUUCAUGAUCCCAAGCCUGGCCUUAGUUGGUUUCAGUGUGAAUUGAACUCAGACAUGGCUGUUGGUAAGUGAAUGUGGGGUGGUUAACUGCCUAUUCACUACAGGUUGUAAUUUGGGUCCCCUGUAUUCCAUCCAUCUGCCAAGGUUAUGCACAAUCCAUUCUGAAUGCCAACAGUUACUUUGUUUUUUCUAGCCCCUAAAAUAUGCUUGUUUUUUUAGCUUGACUGUGACCUUGCUAUGGACACAGGAGGAGGAAAGAUGAAGGACUUGCUAGUAGAUGCUUUAGAACAUCUUGAGAAAAAAGACAUUAAGAUGUUUAAGUCUAAGCUGCGACAUGUAGCAGCUCCUCGGGGAAAGAAUAUUCCACGUGGUCGGAUGGAAAAUGCAGACUGCUUGGAUCUGGUGGAGCUCCUUGUUGAAUUCUAUGAAGAGAAGGCUGCUACCCUAAUGAUAACUAUCUUGGAAGACAUGGGUUUCAAGAAAACUGCUUCUUAUCUCAGCAAAGAGCUCAAGGGUCAAAUUCAUGGUUACAAAAAAAAGUACGCCAGGUAUGUGAAGGAAGAAUGCCAAAUGACAGAAGAAAGGAACAGUCUAUGUGGUGAGAGCAUUCCUUUGAAUUCAUGCUAUGCAGAGUUGCUUAUUAUCAAGAUGCAUCAGCCUCAGAAGCAGAAGGAACAUGAACUCCUUGCCACUGGCAGGUUGCACCUGGAGAUCCUGAGAACCAACAGUGAUUAUUUAUCAACUGAUAUUGAAGAUUUAUUUGAGCCUGAAGUAUCAGGAAUAAUUCCAAAAACAGUAGUGCUGCAAGGACCUGCAGGGAUUGGGAAAAGCAUGACUGUGCAGAAGAUCAUGCUGGACUGGGCUGCUGGGAAGCUCUAUUCAGAUAUGUUUGAUUAUGUGUUUUGCAUUCGUUGCAGGGAAUUGAACUUUGCUGAGAAAGCCAGCAGCUUGGCUGAUCUUAUUGUUGAGCAGUGUCAGGACAGAGAUGCCCCAGUGGAAGAAAUCUUAGCCUACUCUGAAAAGCUGCUUUUUAUCAUUGAUGGUUUUGAUGAGCUUCCUUGCUUUUUAGAACCUGAAGGAGGUUACUUGUGUGACAAGCCUAAUUUAAAGGUGCCUUUGGAAAGUAUUCUAAACAGCCUACUGAGGAAGAUACUCUUGCCAGAGUCCUUCCUCUUAAUCACCACAAGGCCUGGUGCUCGAGAGAGAUUGCAGCGGAGAUUGAAGUUUCCCAGGUUCACUGAAAUCGUUGGCUUCUCUGAAAAAGGUCGCCGUGAAUAUUUUUUCAAGUUUUUUGAAGAUGAGCGGAAAGCCAAUAUUGCACUGAGAUUUAUUGAAAAUACUGUUGCAGUGUCUACCAUCUGCUUCAUCCCAAUGGUGUGCUGGAUCAUUUGUUCUGUGAUUAAAAUAGAAUUGGAAACUGAAGAUGAGAUUGCAGAUACCUUGGACACCACAACAAAAGUGUUUGUGCAGUUUUCUCAUAUUCUCCUUAAACAUGAUAAUCCCAGAUGGAAAACCUCCCCUCACAAUGAGUUCAGAAAACUUUGUUCUUUGGCGAGAGCUGGCAUAAUGCAACAAAAAAUCCUCUUUGAAGAGCAGGAUCUGAAGGAACAUAGCUUGGAUGUUUCUGUUCUAAAAGACCUCUUUUUAGAUAAAAGAGCAUUCAGGAGGGGUUUGGGCUGGUGCAAUCUCUACAGUUUUUUCCAUCUUUGCUUUCAAGAGUUUUUUGCUGCCAUGUGGUACAUACUGCCAGAGGAGUCAACAGAAGAGAUGGAUAACAUUAUGGGGGACUUGCAGAGAUUAUUGGUUGAAUGGGAGAAGCCACAUAAUCAGCAUUUUGCACUAACUGUGUGUUUCGUAUUUGGCCUGACAAGUGAAAAGAUGCACAUCUUCUUUGAGCAAACCCUGCAGUGCAAGACUUCUGACUUUGUAAAGCCUCUCUUAUUGCAGAAAGUAGAAGAAGUAGCUGCUGAGGAACUUCUUCAGCAAGGCUACUGCCUGCUAAAUUUUUUUCACUGUUUGUUUGAGAGCCAGGAGCCAGAAUUUGCAAGGCGUGCAAUGCAUCAUUUCCAAAGUAUUGACCUUUCCAACACACUGUCUGUGUUAGACUGCAAAGUCCUGGCAUUCUGUCUGCAGCAUAGUACAAUUGAGGAUCAUUCCCUUACCUUAAAUUUCUGCAGGUUGAAAUCUCAUCACAUCAAAGCUUUGGCUCCAGGAAUUAAGAACUGUACAACUUUACAGUUUGGAGAUAAUAAACUUGGAAACUCAGGAGUGAAUGUUCUCUGUACCAUUCUGAAGGAACUGGGCUGUAAUUUGACUAACUUGAAUCUUGAUCGCAAUUACCUCACAGAUGCUGCUGCCCAAGAACUUUGUGCUGUUCUCAGAACUAGCCACACACUUUACAGUCUAGAACUUCGAGACAACUCCUUCACAGAGAACUCUGUCCCAUUCUUUCAAGACUUGAUGAAAAAUUGCACCAGCUUGGCUAUUGUAUGGUUGUCAUCAAAUAGGUUUAAUGAAAAAGGACGAAAAUGCCUGGACCUGCAAGCAAAAAAGAUAACUGAAUCAGGACGUGGCUUUCUCUUAUGGAUAUGACUAUAUUCUGUCAUGGCAUCUACAGAAUAAAAAGCAAUCAAUCCCUAAUUUGACGGGCUUGAUUAUAUUUGCUGAAGGAGAGUUCGAAAAGGAGAACAUUUUCAAGGAGAUAUUCCCACAAGGUUAUACCAAUUUCAGUUAUUGAAACCAGUUUUCAGACAAAAGUGUUGACAUGAACAAUCAUUAACAUUUUAGAAUAUUUGGCAUUUUGCUUUCUAGGACAUCACUUUCUUUGAAAAACAUUAUCUUCCAAAAUUUAGGAAAAUGGCAAAAAUAAUUCUCUUUCACCAAGAUUUUAACUAUUGAUUCUAAUGUUUAUAUAAGCAGAAAGGUGGAAUAUGAAUGUAGUAGUAAAUCAGUAAAAAUAAAAUUGGUGAAGCCAGUUUUUUUCAGUUCCUAUUUUCAGUCUAAUCAGAGUGAUUUACAAAUUAUAUACUGUAAGAUAGGCAGGGGAGAUAUCUGUGUUUGAACUGAUAUUUUGAGGAAGAGAGUCUGAAGAACUAAAGCAAAUAAUAUUAACAGUUGACCUUAAUGACAAUUUAAAAUAACCAAAUAAUUGGUCCAAGAUUAUUUCCACUAGAGUAUUCUUAACAUUGAUACAGUAAUGCUGACCUAACAAACAUGUAUCCUGGUGGAGAUAUGUCUAUGUGGUCACUAAAAGUUGACACUGACUUGAUGGCACAUAAUUGAUCAACAAAGAUGUAUAAUUUGUAAGACUGGCCUCUGUAUCAGAGAAUUAGGAAGUGGCCAAAGUAAUACCAGUUUCAAAAAGUAAUGUUGAAUCUGGGGGAAAAGGUGACUUCCUACAAAAAUUUUAAAAAAUUGUCAUUAAUAUUGUAAUACCAUUACAAUCCAUAGUAUGACCACAGUUGGAAUACUACAUACAGCGCUCUUUGGUUCUUGAUGCGAAACUAUAGCAGUAGGCAACAACAAGCACCUUACUAAAAGAGCCAAGAAAGGCACAAACAAAGUAGUUGAUCCCUUCUCAAAGGCUGGCAUGAUGUCAGGGCCCCAGCAACAUUCAGUAUUCAAAACAUUGGAAAGACGUUAGUAAGUAGGACUCAGGGAACCCAAAUGGUCUGAUGGACUGAAAGGCAGGAUAUUUGAAGUAAGCCUUGCUGACCUACAGAAUGAUGAAGUUGCCUUCUGUCGAUUCAAACUGAUCACACAAUGUCAUCUCUCUUCUAAAAAAAUAAAAUAAAAUUAUAGAGUUAAGGUGUUGAAAAGAAUCUGAUUUUGACAGAGGUUCCUAUCCAUGUGCUCUUUCUAUCUUGCCACCAGUUUCAUCAUCUGAUGGCUUUCCACCACCACCACCUUCACUAUGCAGUUCUGUCAAUUUGCCCAAUUUCCAUGUAGUUUUUCUUGUAGCAGUAUAGCUCGCUAUGACCUUUGCCCAAACAUUUUCUUCCUUUUUGUUUUCGCAAUCUAGCCUACAACCCUGGGAUAUUGCAGGCUUCUAUGGUGGUCAUUGCCUGUCUUUUCCCUUUCCUUUCAGGAAUUCUUGCCAAUGGCUGGGAGUGGGGUGGCCAACCUAUCCAGUAGUAUGUAAAUUAUAUCUAGUGAAGGACUUCAUUACAAUCAAUACACAAGAGUAGAGGUUCCUCUGAGAUGUUAAUACUACAUGAAGCACUCUAGGAAACAGUUUUAUCAAUAUUGUAUUAUUUAAAUUGUAUUUGUUCCAAUUAUUUUUUCUGUGUAAUAA